AUGGAGUCUGGACCAUCAGGCAUAGCCCUCACCCGGCUACCAUCCACCACCACUGGAUCACAGCACUCUCAAUCUCCCGCCGAAGAUCCCUCACAAUCUACAGCUUUACGUCCAGUUUCCAGAAAUCGGCAAAUUCUCGUCCUUGUCUCCUCUUUCCUUACCAUCGUCAUCACAAUCGGCCUCAACCAAUCAUAUGGUGUCUUCCAAUCCUAUUACAUAUGUCCCUCUCAAACCAUUUUGAAAUCAGCGGAUAACUCUCCCGCUCUGGUAGCGUUCGUUGGAACACUGGCUUCUGGCCUGACUUGGUCGGGGAGCAUCUUCAUCAAUCCGAUGCUUACACGUAUUUCACUGCCUCAGCUGCGACAAUUGUGUAUUCUAGGCGUAUUGUUGAUGAGCUUGGGGUUUGGGCUGGCAAGCAUCUCAUCUACGGUGUGGCAGUUGCUGCUUACCCAAGGAUUGCUUUAUGGUGUUGGAUCAUCGCUGUUGUAUUUCCCAAUUCUGAGCUCUGCUCCAGAAUACUUCAAUGAGCGGAGAGGAGCUGCAAUGGGAUUCAUUCUCUCUGGCGCAGGAAUAGGCGGACUGGUAUUCUCACCACUCGUACGAGCUCUCCUUUCCAGCAUUGGCCCACGCUGGACACUGCGAGCUCUCGCUCUAAUCGUCCUCAUUGUCUCCCUCCCCAUCGCCGUCUCUGCCUCUCCAUCCCGCUUCCUCGGCAGAAGACCCACGCACGUUGAUCUCAAAAUGGCUGUCAAGCCCACUUUCUUAGUCUCAGUUUGCGCAGGUUUCCUGCAAUCGGGCGGGAAUGGCCUCCCUUUAACAUUCCUUGCUGAAUACAGCGUAGCUCUUGGCUACACCGCUGCAUUCGGCGCUAAUCUUUUGGCCGUGAAUAAUGCUGUGAAUGCCAUUGGACGGGUCCUGACGGGGUGGAUUGGUGAUCGCGUUGGGAGGCAAAACACAUUGUGUAGUACGUGCUUGUUGUGUGUUGCUGCUGUGGCGGGAUUGUGGUUGGGGAGCAUUGGGGAUGGGGGAAAGAAGGGGCUGUGGCUUGCUUUUGUGGUUAUCUAUGGGAUGGCUGGGGGUGGGUACAAUGCUUUGUUCCCAACUACUAUCGCAGAAGUCUUUGGUUUGCAAGCAUAUGCCAGUGUCAACGGCUUCAUCUACUUCGUUCGUGGUCUUGGUACGAUGUUCGGGUCUCCUGUUGGUGGUCAGAUUCUUGGAGAGAGCAAGUUGGGUAAUUAUAGAGAGGUCAUCAUUUUUGAUGCCCUGUUACUGGCUGGAGCUACGGUAUGUGUAGUGGCCGUCAGGGGUCUUGAUGCUGCUGAAAAGCGGGCGUGGAAAUGGAGGGCAUAA
Molecule: messenger RNA, 1350 nt
Organism: Cadophora gregata
Lineage: Eukaryota; Fungi; Ascomycota; Leotiomycetes; Helotiales; Ploettnerulaceae
Exons: 3
Coding region: 1-1350 (449 amino acids)
Biological process (GO): transmembrane transport
Cellular component (GO): fungal-type vacuole membrane
Molecular function (GO): transmembrane transporter activity
Source: RefSeq, a predicted model, not a curated record